Messenger RNA from Engraulis encrasicolus (European anchovy), 4949 nucleotides. Its product is annotated as up-regulator of cell proliferation-like. NCBI's taxonomy places the organism in Eukaryota, Metazoa, Chordata, Actinopteri, Clupeiformes, Engraulidae. The transcript is spliced from 4 exons. Bases 300 to 4949 code for a protein of 1549 amino acids. Gene Ontology annotation, molecular function: GTP binding. The record is from RefSeq and is a predicted model, not a curated record.
GCACUGCAGAAACUGAUGUCUCUGAAAGCCCAAGUCCAACUGGUGUACCUCCCCCUGGCCGACUCCAAUUCACCAAAGUGUGUCCAGACUCAGUGACGUUACGAUGGUCUCCACCAGAGGGCGCCCCUGGUCCACAAUGGUACACCGUUACCUGGCGACGACAGGCAGAGCAGCGCAGCAAAACCGUAUCAGACUGUGAGGUGGAGGUGACUGGUCUUCAUCCAGGAAGGAAGUACCACUUCAGUGUGGUGGUCACCCUGAGACAAGAUGGCCACCAGAGCACACCUGUGGAGGCAUUCAUGCACACAGGAUUCCCCAUCUCUGAGCUGCUGUCAGAAUUGGGCCUGAGGGAUCUGCAGGGAGGGAAGCUCACUCUCAGCUCAGUCCUGGAGAUCAACAGCAACACCCUCUCUGAUACACCACCACAAGGUCUACAUGAAUUACCAUGGACUUUCUUAAGAAAACUCAUGAUGUCAAACUUAACUGCAAGAAAUGUACAAUGUGACCAACCAAUGUAUGAAUCUAUUUUUACUCGUGUUACUGAAUAUGUUGAUGCUAUGAAUCCUCUGGAUUUGAUCACAGCCCUUUUCCACUGUGCAGAUCCUUUCCUCCAACAGGACAUAGUCUCCAAAAUGUCUUUGUGCCAGUUUGCUGUUCCUCUGCUGCUGCCAAACUGUGACACACAGAAGAUCACUCUGAUGCUGUGGGCCAUGAGAGAUCUAGUAAAGAAUUACAAACCUCAUUCUUCAACAGGUGAAGGGGCAUUGGUAGAGGGCAGGAUUGUAGAGAUGGAAAUUCCCCUUGUGUCUUUCGUUAGGGUAGGAGAGAGCAGUUUGUCUAAAUCUCAAACUCUGAACAGAUUGUUCAGUAAUAUUUCUCAACCCAAUGAAGCAUUUAUCCAUUGUGACAUGCCAUGUGGUGACGUGCCCAGGAGAAUUGCAGAUGGGCUGGUCGAAGUCAGCUGGUAUCUGCCCUGUGGGAACAAAAACAUUGACAUAUUCACACAGCCAGUGGCCGUGGCCAACCUGAGAGGAGACAGCAGGUUGUUUGAAGCUCAGGUGUCCUUCCUGUGUCAGACCUCAGCUGCAGUUUUCAUCUUCAGUGAUGACCUGGAGGGUGACCUCAGUCCUUUCACGAACAGAGAGAGAAAAGCAGAGCUGUUCCUGGUCACCAACUCUCAGAGGAAGGGCUAUGGCAUGGAGAAACCUAAGGAGACUUGCCUAAAACACAACAUUGAAGAAACACAUGUGGUGGUCAGAAAAAAGCAGAAUGACUCUGAUUUUGUUAAUGUGUUGCGUUUCUAUGUAAGAGGUGUAUUGGAAAAAGACCAGUUGAAAUCUAAUAUGUUAAAUUUGGCGGUUGUAGCUCAACACAUUGGUGUUUUGGUGGAUGAAGAUGAAGAAUGUAAGAAUGCAAGACAAAAUGCUGAAGGAAUCAGUGACAUGGUGAGGGAUGUUUUGGUGUUUAAGGAGGAGCAGCUGCCUUUACAUGGAACCAUCUGGAAGGCAAUCAGCAAGUUAGAGAAAGAGAGAUGCAGAAUGAGAAACGCUAAUAAGGAGAUCAACCUAAAAGAUUACAGGAGUAGGAUAGCAGAUCAAGAAAGUUAUCUGAGAAAGAAACAGCAAGAGAGAGAUUUAUCAGAAGCCAUGGCUAAAUUUAUUGCUGGAAUCUCACAACAAAACACAGAACGUCUCUACUUCCUGAAGUGGCUGAAAUUUCAGCUAGACACACUCACCAGACAUAACCUGGCCACACUGAGACAGCAGUAUAAAGACUGUUGUAGUAAAAAUCCACAGGACAAGGAGCUCAAGAACUUAGAUGAGCAGAUCUCCAACUGCUCGUUGGGUCCUGAACAUUUUUUCCGAGAACUAGGACAGAUUUAUGAGUGUGCUUGCGCACUUCCACAAGACGACCUACACAGGUCUGUUACACAGAAAGUCCAGCAUCUGCCUGGACUAUGUGCUCAGAUGCUGCUGGAUGGGUUUCCAAUGGAGCUGGUGGAUGGAGAUGCUUCAAACAUCCCAAUGAAGUGGAUAUCAGCAGUCCUGACGGAGCUGCAUCAACUGGUCAGAACUGAGAGCCGGAUUCGAGUGUUGACUGUGCUGGGGGUGCAGAGCACUGGGAAGUCCACCCUUCUCAACACCAUGUUUGGGGUGCAGUUUGCUGUCAGCAGUGGAAGAUGCACCAGAGGAGCCUUCAUGCUGCUGAUGAAGGUCUCUGAGGAACUCAGACAUGAGCUCCAGUGUGACUUCAUCAUGCUUAUCGACACAGAGGGCUUAAAAUCACCUGAGCUGGCAGCACUGGACACAAGCUAUGAACAUGACAACGAACUAGCAACCCUGGUGAUAGGGCUCAGUGACAUCACCAUCAUCAACAUUGCCAUGGAGAACAACCAAGAGAUGAAGGAUAUCCUCCAGAUUGCAGUCCAUGCCUUUCUGAGAAUGACAGAGGUUGGGAAGAAGCCCAGAUGUCUGUUUGUGCAUCAGAAUGUGUCAGACAUGUCUGCACAUGUCAACAACAUGAGGGAUCGGAAAAAUCUGGUGGAGCAGCUCAAUGAGAUGACUCAGGCAGCAGCUAAGAUGGAGAAGAAAGAAGGCAACACUAAGUUCACUGAUGUAAUGACAUAUGAUCCGGAAAAAGACAGCUACUACAUCCCUGGACUUUGGCAUGGAACUCCCCCAAUGGCCCCAGUGAAUUCUGGCUACAGUGAAGCUGUGUAUGAACUUAAGAAGAAAAUAAUUUACCUCUUUAAAUCUGAUAAUGGAACACACAAUGAUGCAACAGAGUUUCUGGAGUGGACAAAGAGUUUGUGGAAUGCAGUGAAAUUUGAGAACUUUAUCUUCAACUUUAAAAACAGUUUAGCGGCUGAUGCCUACUUGGAUUUAUGCACUCAUUACAACAACUGGGAGUGGACAUUCCAAUCAGAGAUGAACAGGUGGCUUAUUGCUAAGACAACAGAAAUAUCCAACUUUGGAGUAACUGAAAAGAAUGUCCACAUCCGUCAAUUAAUGACUGAAUUAAGCAAUGUGGUCCAGGAGACCUCGAACAAAUUAUUUGAAGAAGAGAAGAAAAUACAAGAAAAUAUUCAGCAAUACUUCAAGCAAAAGAACAACAAGGUUGCUCUUGUGGAGAAAUACAGACAGGAAUUUCAAAACAGUGCCUCAACUCUAAGACGGCAAACAGAGAAUUCUUUAAAACAACAUUUGGAACAGGCUGUUGAAAUAAAAAAAGGAAUGGAAAAAAUGAGAGAAUUCAUGGACAAGCAAAAAGUCACCAUUGAAACAAAGGUCUUAGAGUUGAUUAGAUGCUGUAGGGAGAGAAGAACUGAUUUGUCUGAGAAAGACCUCAAGAAAGAAUUUGACCAAAUGUGGAGCGAGACCAUUUCAGAGCUGUCCAAUAUCCGACUACAACGUAUAGAUGUUCAUCAGAAUGCUUAUUAUAUGCUGAUGGAAAAUUUAAGUGUAAUAAGUGGACAUAUUAUGGAAAUGCUCAGACGGCUUGACCUGACAGUGUGUGGGCAUGGAGAGUUCACUGUUAAAACAGAUUGGUGGAAAAGCCUUACACGUUUUAAUGAAAGGGGAUUCAUUAAGGAAACGCAAGAGCUCUGUAAUGUCAUCAUUGCAGAAUGCCACACUCUUGUUAAUGAUCACAUUGCUGCCAUGAAGAGUAAGAAUACAGAUUACAAUGAUACGUACAUUAAAGAACUUCUGAAAUAUAUUGAUGGAGAAAUAAAAGAUUUAUCUGAUGAGUGUGUAGCUAGUCUUAAAUUUUACAUCAUUGGUUUUGCUGCAAGUGCUUUCCAGAAAGCACACAAGGACUUCAAUUCCCGCAAUGACCCACAGGAGCAUCUGAGACAGUCUAAAGACACAUUUUUUGAGAGUUUCAUAGCAUCAUUUAAUGAAAAAGAUCAGUGUUUGAAGAAAGCUCAACAAUUUGCAGAGACAUGUGUGAAGCCAGCAGUUCAGUUCUAUGUGUCUCAGCACCUUGGUCAGGCAAUAGCAGAUGAAAUGAGGACAGGAGAAGAGGGAGUAAACUACAACACAACACAUUUCCAGUUUGCUGUAUUAAAGCAGCUGCUAGAUGAAAUGUCAUUCAAUACGUACAUGGAAUACACAACAUCAUAUGAGCCAUUUGUGAAGGACUGGAUAAAGCAACUGAUCAUCAAAAGAAUGUCUGCAAGGGGCCAGCUGGCUAGACUGGAGAAACAGCUCCUGUCUGAUAUUGUGCGGAAAAUAAACUAUGCAAUCACCGUGUCUUCAGGGAAUAAGGCCAUCAAGGAGUUCAUCCUACAGUUCUGCUCUGCCCUUCAGGAUGAGCUGGUCAUCCCAAGAGAUGCCUUAGACAACUUCCUGAUUCUCAUCAAUGCUGACACAGACCAGUUCAUCUCCUACCUCCAUGACUUCAUCAAGGAUAUGGAAGAGUCUUUGCCAAAGGAAUACAGCAGGAGAGCAAGCUGUAAAGACAUCACUGAAAGAAUUGAGCAGCUGCCCUCUAAACCCCAUGAUCUCCUCUUCUCCAGUGUCAGUGGAUGUGGACAUCAGUGCCCCUUCUGUGGGGCUCCUUGUGAAGCAGGAGGACAAGGCCACACCACACACUUUGCCAGCAUGCACAGACCUCAGGCCUUUGCUGGCUGUUAUUGGCCUUCUACCAAGAAACUCCAAACAGAUAUAUGCACCACUGCAGUCAUUAGUGAUGGUAAAUAUAUUAAUUCAAAUACAAAUGGUGAAUUUCACCCCUGUAAGCGCUACAGAGAGAUUUACCCACACUGGGACAUCGCAGGAGAUGUCAGUGUUGAGGCCUCAGACUACUGGAAAUAUGUGAUGAAGGAAUUUAACAGGGGACUGGCUGAAGCUUACAAUGUACAACCUGCAGACAUCCCAAAUGAGUGGAUCAAGCUCACACAACAGGAUGCACUGACAGGCCUGGAGAAGUCAUUCAACAUUAAAUAG